UCUUUUGAUACCCCUAGCAUGCUUAAAACGCGGCUAGAACAGCAGAAAGCUAGCGGCAGAAAACAAAGCGGCAGCGGUUGGUAGUUUGGUUAACGUCUGUCUCCGUUUAUUAUCCAGUAUUUUUUUUAUUUAUUUUUUAAGGUGACGCUAACGGCUAGCUCUUGCUGAUGCAACACCGGGAGUUUCAGCCUCUGCUCUCAUUACACAACCGGUUCUAUGGAGCUCGUUAGCCGAGCGCUUUGGUAACCCGCCACUGUUGAAAAGCGAGUUUGUUGAGUGGGUUGAUUGUGGCGGUGGUGGUGAUGAUGCUACAGGAUGGUUCCACUCAGCUGCUCUGCCUCACGGCCAGCAGCGGGGUUCCUCUUUUCACCAGGGGGGCCUCCAAACAGCUGCCCUUCUCGGUCAUCGGCUCCCUGAACGGGGUGCACAUGUUCGGGGGCGGACACGGGGUGCUCUUGUCCUGCUGCGAGACGGAGGGCGGCGGCAAGGUGGCGUGGAGGGUGUUCGGCGACAGCGUGAUGCUCAUCGCCGUGAGCGGAGGUGGGUCCGGCGGAGGGGAGGAGGAGGUGCGCCUGCAACGCCUCCUGGAGAACGCGUGGAACUGCAUGGUGCUGGUGCUGGGACAGGACGAGCUGGUCAGCCCCAGGAACGUGGAGCGACUCAAGAGGGACCUGCGCUCCUGCUUCUGCCUCAUCGAUCAGCUGCUGGAUGAGAGGCCGCAGGGGCUUCUGGGGAGCCUCACGCACUGCGCCGACUCGCUGCUCCCCCCAGACCCGGCUCCUCUCCAGGAGGCCGUGGACGGCUUCGCCCGGGCUGCGGACAGCGAGUUCGGGUGCCUCUUCGUCCACGGGAGAGUCGCCGUCGCCACGGAGAAGUGGUGGCGCCUGGCGCCUCAGGAGGUCGUCCUGCUGUCUGCCUUGGUGCGCACCCUGUCCGCGUCCGGCUCCGCCUCCUGUGAUUACCCGGUUUUCCUUCCUCAGGGCAGCCCCACCGUCGCCCACCGCCUGCUCCGCUUCCGGCUCCUCCCUGGCGCCGACGUGUGCGUGCUGUGCGGCCCCGCCCCGUCCCUGCGCCGGGCGGAAGCGGAGCUGGUGGCUCCGUUGUGGUCGCCCCUGGUGGAGUGCCUGAGAGGCUGCCUGGCCGUCGGCGAGCGUAGCCUGCCGGGCUCCGUGCCCCUGCGGCCCGACGUGCUGGCGUUGCUCCUCGUUAACCGCGAAAGCCGCCGCUCCGUCUCCUGCGUGCAGGUGUCGUCCGGCCCCCCGUCCGGCGGCCCCUCGCUCUCGCGCUCCCGCUGCUGGGAGCUCCUCGGACUCUUUUAUGUCUUCGGCGUGUCGCGCUACUUCGCCCGGGAGGAGACGUCGGGCGUCUCGCCAGAGGACGGCGCGCGGGGGGGCCCCACGGAAGACCUCCUCCGCGGAUUCUCCCACCAGCCCCAGCAGUGCUACCUGGUCACCGAAGAGUGCAAAAGCUACGGACUUCAGACCCCGCAGCACCAGCUCUUUCUGCUCAUGUCGCCGUCUGUGCCCACCUUCGCCCUGCGUACGGCGGCCACGCAGACUCUCUCCGACAUCGUCUCAGCAACGGCGUUUUGACGGUUCCUUCGGGGCGACACCCCCAGCGACGGACUUCACUCCGAAUUAGUCGCCAAGAGAACUGAAGUAGAUCGGCGAUACAACUGGGACAAAGCACCUGACAAUAAUGAUGAUGAUGAUGAUGAUGAUUCACUGGUGUUGUUAUUUACAGUAAAGGCCCUGUUGGGCACGUGUGUCCGAACUGCACCGGCUUGUGUUGAAAAUCUGGCCACGCUGUUCUGGAGAUUAAUGUGAAGAUUGUGUCGCACUGAGAUCAACGGGCGCCUGCUGUUUCUUGUCUAGGCGUCUUUGAGUCGACGCAAUGACCCCAGACGUUGUGUUACUCCUGAGCUUCGUUUGUCCACAGCUUUGUGUUCGUUUGAAACAUGUGUCGUGUUUAAUGUAAGACAAGCAUAUACUGUGUUAGUGUUCAGAGUUCAUUGUACAAGAGAUCCUGAGUUGUUUUUUCAGGGGGUGCUGGUUCCCUACCUAAAAGCAUAGUUCGAGUACGUGGUGUGUCCCGAUUCUCCUCAGCGGUCAUGUUCUUAAAGUGGGGGAGGGAAGGAAUUGAGGAAUGAAGAUGUGAAAGCGUAACACAUUCAGACAUUUAGUAAACGGAGGACACUCGCACGUGAUCUGACCUCAGUGUAACCACAGCUGCUCUGUGCAGUUGUCUGAGGUUUGCUGGAGAACAUCAGCAUCUUUAGGAACACAGCAGGAGGGGGGGUCAGGGAUAAUGUUAUGUCUCAGUGCAAAGCAAAGGGUUAUAAACCAAAGCCCGAGUUCUGAACAUCUCGCAAAGCAGCGACUGGGCCGUCGUCUAAAGGUGGAGAAAGUAUGGCACAACAACUGAAGAGCUAUAGCUGACCUGGCCAGGCAGGGAGAGCAUGAGCCGGAGCAGCAGCCGCGAGGCGGUCUCUGGAGGAGCUGCAGAAUUUCAUGGCUGAGGUGGGAGGAUUUGCUGACAGGACGACUAUUUAGAAACUCCACAAAAUCAGCCUUUACGGAGGAGUGGCGAAGAGAAAGUCAGAAAGAGUUUGUUUCUGCAGUUCACCACAAGCCACGUCUGGGACAUGAGCAGACGCUGCGAUCAGCUGAGAGCAAAGUUUCGCCCGCGUUGCACAAAAACGCUCAGUUUUUAUGGCUCGCAGAGACUCGCGCCAAAGAGGGAUCGACUCAGGGGAGAGAAAUCCUCGUGCGGUGUUUAUUUUCACGUUUUGACUUGUGAAGCCUCUUUCUAACCAUGCACCGGUUUAACUCCACUUCACAGUUAUGAGAUGCCUCAUCCUGCUCUUUCAAAUAAAACCCCAGUGAAAUAC
Messenger RNA from Fundulus heteroclitus (mummichog), 2890 nucleotides. It is a transcript of the gene fuz, whose product is annotated as fuzzy planar cell polarity protein. NCBI's taxonomy places the organism in Eukaryota, Metazoa, Chordata, Actinopteri, Cyprinodontiformes, Fundulidae. The transcript has a single exon. The record is from RefSeq and is a predicted model, not a curated record. Gene Ontology annotation, biological process: vesicle-mediated transport; non-motile cilium assembly. The coding region runs from base 303 to 1592 and encodes 429 amino acids.